Colletotrichum navitas is the source of this 459-nucleotide messenger RNA. RefSeq lists its product as uncharacterized. Gene Ontology annotation, biological process: transmembrane transport. The coding region runs from base 1 to 459 and encodes 152 amino acids. The transcript is spliced from 2 exons. NCBI's taxonomy places the organism in Eukaryota, Fungi, Ascomycota, Sordariomycetes, Glomerellales, Glomerellaceae. The record is from RefSeq and is a predicted model, not a curated record. Gene Ontology annotation, molecular function: transmembrane transporter activity. Gene Ontology annotation, cellular component: plasma membrane.
AUGUUUUGGAGCGACCGAAUUGCCGUAUCCUUGCUUCUUAAGAGAGGUACCAGGACACCUGAACUUCGCCUAACUCUCAUGAGCUAUUCUGUCCUCCUGAUCCCGACCGGAAUCCUGUUGUAUGGUUGGACAGUAGAGAAGACCAUUUUCUGGCUGGUGCCGAUGACCGGUUCUGCCCUUUUUGGAAUGGGCAUUAUGCUUCUCUUUGCACCAAGCAUGUCAUACCUUUUAGAAGCCUUCCCGGUUCAUGCCGUCUCCGCCAUCACUGCCUUGAUGAUGUUGAGUGGCAUUUUUGGUGCUUUCUUACCAAUCAUAGGACCUCCUAUGUAUUUUGCUUCGGGGUUGGGCUGGGGAACUACUAUCAUGGCUGGGAUCGCUGCAGCCAUGGCGCCGAUACCUUGGCUUAUUAUGAAAAAUGGGCAAGGCAUGAGGGUGAAAUACUCGCAUCAAGCUUGUUAG